Centruroides sculpturatus (bark scorpion) is the source of this 668-nucleotide messenger RNA. RefSeq lists its product as uncharacterized. The record is from RefSeq and is a predicted model, not a curated record. NCBI's taxonomy places the organism in Eukaryota, Metazoa, Arthropoda, Arachnida, Scorpiones, Buthidae. The transcript is spliced from 6 exons. The coding region runs from base 55 to 420 and encodes 121 amino acids.
CGAUUGAUAAAAACAAGGAAAAAGACAUUGCACAUAACGCAAAGUAAAGUCACCAUGAAGAAGUACAUUUUAUUCUUUUUCGCAUUGUUUAUCUGCAAAAUUGCCUUUGGAUCAGAUUUAACAGUUAAAGAUCGGUUUGUGAAUACAUUUUGUCGUUUUCUUCCAAUAGCUAGAAAUAAUAUUUCUAAUUGUAUCCUAAACAACGUUACUAAUUCUUUCAAGAAAACGUUACAAGAUUUUACUGCGUGUUUCGGAAAAACUUCCUUUACAGAUGCUAUGAACGUGAUUUGCAUGUCAAACGAAAAAAUAGAUGACGUGAAAAUGACAUAUUCAAAUUGCUUUGAUCUCUUGUCUGUGAAUGAAGAUGACACUGUAUACAUUGCCGUAUUGAAGUGUUUUCUUAUUUAUGUUGUAGAAUAAAAUACUUUUGUUAAAAACUUGUAUAAUAUAUCAAAAAUGCUAUUAAAUGUGUUAAUUAAUAAAAUAAUCACAUUAAUCAAUGUAAUUAUUUUUUGUAAGGCUUUCUGUAAAAGGUUUUCGGAAAUUGGUAUUUUGCAAAAGAUUGGACAUUAAAUACUUUUAACUCUUAUCUAGGCGAAUAUGUAUCCAGCAGAUACAUGGUGUGUUUUAAUUGAAUUUCUCAAAAAUAAAUAACAGUUGAACUUUGA